UAUUAUUAAUGGAUUCAAUUACUGGCACGGAAACUCAUUAAUAAAAGAAUAAUAUAACUUGUAAUGAAAAGCUCGUCUAACAAGCAAUCAUGAAUAGUUAUCAUGAAUAAGAAUUUAGAUAAACUAUUUCACUAACUUAAAAUUAAAACUAAAAAGUUUCUGAUGAUAAUAAAAAUUCACAAGUCUCCUUAAUUCUUUGUCCAGUCCAAGGUUCUGAUAAUAAUGAUGAUAUUCAUAAUGCCAAUUUGACAUCGAUUAUUAGAAAUAGAAUUGAACCAUGUUUUGGUGUUUUAUUUAAAAAAAGUCCUCACUGGGUUCAAGGUUAUAAGGAAAGACAAUGUUCAAUAGUUAAUCGCGUUUUUAGGUAUUACUCAAAGGAACAAAAACAAUUAGAAGGUGUUCUCAAUUUUGAUGUUUAAUCAUAUUAACUUAUUGAAAUUAAAGAUAAAUAUGGGAAUAUUAUUGAAUUCAUGUACAAAUCAUCAAUUUAUUUUAUUAGAAUCAAACCUGUUGGGAAAAUUGAGAAAGUUUUCCAAUUUAAAGGUUAUUAACAAGAAGAUACCCGAAAAUGGUUCAAUAUAAUAAAAAUUCAUUUACACGAUUCUCUUGGUUUUCUCAAUUAACUAACUUCUUUAUGCAAGUAUUAAAGAUAUUGGAGGGUAUCUUUUAUUCAAAAUAUUUUAAGCAUGAAAGAAUUUCAGCCUAAUAACUAGAGGAGGAAGGGGAUGAUGGUGAUAUCAUUUUAUUUAGAGGAAAGGAUAUUAAUUGUUAUGUCCAAAGAGCACUUACCUAAGAUGAUUUCGAUCAUGUGGGCUUACUUCUUAAAAUUGAGAAUGAAUUAUUUAUAUUUGAAGCCUUGCCAUCUAGUGGUGUUGCAUUAUGUAGAUGGAGCACCUUUAAUCUCAGAAAAUGGUAUUCUAUGUAUGAAAAGUAUAAUUAUUUCAUCUCUAUUUUUAGAGUUGUCUAUCGUAAAUUGUAAACCAAUAGAUCUGUUGAUUUUAAAGUCAAGCUUUCAGAUUUUGUAAAAGAGAACUUAGGAAAAAAGUAUUCCUGCACACCAUCAAAAUUAUUAAUAUAAAAAUCUAUUGUUGUCACAGAAGAACAUUCAAAAAACGAAGAGUAUAAAAAUAGAACCUAUUUUUGCUCUGAAUUAGUUGCUAAAUGUUAUAAACAUCUUGGAUAUUUACCUAAACUAAUCUCUUCUACUCAAUAUUGGCCAGGUUCAUUUUCUUAAAAGAAUACUAAAAUAUAACUUUAGUAAGCAUCUCUUAGUGAUGAAUAUCUAAUUGAUUUUUGUAUGUGA
Molecule: messenger RNA, 1303 nt
Organism: Paramecium sonneborni
Lineage: Eukaryota; Ciliophora; Oligohymenophorea; Peniculida; Parameciidae
Source: the annotation of a GenBank genome assembly